Molecule: messenger RNA, 1878 nt
Organism: Monopterus albus (swamp eel)
Lineage: Eukaryota; Metazoa; Chordata; Actinopteri; Synbranchiformes; Synbranchidae
Gene: spmip4
Product: sperm microtubule inner protein 4
Exons: 9
Coding region: 9-1655 (548 amino acids)
Cellular component (GO): centrosome
Source: RefSeq, a predicted model, not a curated record
GAUAUGUAAUGGACAAUACUUACCCUAUCUUUUUGUCCUGUCUUCAACUGAGUCAGAGAUCUCGCAGCCAGAUGGAGUUGAAAUCACUAAAUCGUGGUUAUAGAGGAGCCAUCAUUCCCGAGCAUAUCACCAGUCAACUACGAUAUAACAGCAUUGGUAGAAAAAGUAAAGACCGUCUCAAUGACCAACUUGUACCAAAGCCAACUGAUAUAAACAUAGUGGAGAAAAUGACAAAGAUUCCAACUCUGAAGGAGCAUCCUUAUUCAUCCCACAUCUCUCAGUUUGCAAUGUUUCCAUCCUUCCGCUCUCCAGAUGACCCUGAUACAGGAGUCAGAGCUGCCUCGCAAUCUUUCCUCAACCUUCAUAUUCCAAAUAGUGCAUCAAAUGUCACUCUGCUGAGUAAAACUAUUGGUGGACCAUACAGACAUGAGAUUUUGGAGACACCCAUGAAAACCAGGAAGAAGGCUGUUAUGUGGCCAGGAGAGCACGGCUUUUUGAAGCAUACAAACCCACUGAAGGGAGAGAGCCAAGUUUUCUACCCAACUCCUCCAAAGAUGGUGCUGCCCAAUCCUAAACUUCGUGAGUGGGAUUUGUCAUUACCUGAGCAAACAAGCAACAUGCUGAUAAAUCUGGAGAGGACACACUGGCUCACCUCCUACCAAAUGAACUACACAGGAUCUGGUCCAGCAAAUCCUCUGCAGAUAGAUGACUUCAAGGAAAAAAUGAGUGACCUUGCUGGGAUCAAUUUACACACGACACCACUGAGGGAAAGGUCCUAUCCAGUGUUUAUUCCUUCUAAACCGAAACAAGAAUGUAGAAGAAGACAGUGGAGCCUUGCGCGGAGGACCAUCUGCAGUCCCACUGCUGCUGAACUCCUAAAUCCAUCUCUAGCUCCAAACGAAGACACUGCAUCAGCUACUAUAUGCCAACAGAGGCCACAGAAGAUCACAGCUAAGCAUAAUGAGGCGCCAGACUUGAAUCCAAAAAGCCAAUCAGAAGCAGAGAGUGCAGCACUUUCCCAGGAGGUCUUACAAAAACAACAAACUGAGCACAGUAGGUCUUUGACUGAGGGCAGGGAGAAAGAAAACUGCAAAGUCCAGUUUAAUGAAAGUCCCUUGCAAGUAUUCAUGAAAACACACGGCAGCCAAGAGGCUAAUGCUGCUCUGAUCAGAGACACAAAGCAGCUCCUGUAUCCUAACAAAAGGCCGUUGUCUCAGGGAGCCACAGAUGUCAACAGAGAGGAAAGCUUGAUUAAGCAAAGCAAAGAACAGCAUUUUAAAGCUAGCCCCACUCAGUCAGCUGUAGCCAAAGACCAGGCAGGUCCUGACUCACCCACUGGGUUAUUGUCAAGGGCAGCUUCAAAGCUGGAGAAACAGGCAGAGGGCAAAGGGAUGACACCCAGUACCUCUAACUCCUACAUCCUAUCAAGGCCUCCUGUCCUAGCUGGUAUUCACCCAGUGGACAGAGCUGGGACUGUGGCUACAGAAGGUGCAGCUCUCAGCCUCCUGGAUCUUCAAAAUGCAUUCAACAAGUCGGAGGCCCAUCGCAAGUUCAACAGCAACAUCACACGUGCUGCUGUGAAUCUGAGGGACAAUGUAGUCACAGGGAAACGACACAACUUCCAUGGGAUCAACUGCUAUUACCUCCACGGAUAACCUUCUUGAUAUCAACUUUAACAUCUACAGAAGCAAAUAGCAGCAAUGAUCAUUUAAAUAUCAGCAGCACCUGUAUCUAAUUGUUAAAGUGAAUGACUACUGAAAGCUUAAUGUCAGAUCUUAUGACUGUGUUUCAUCAUUUUUUUUCAAAUUUAACUUUCAGAUGUAACUUCCCAGACUGUCUAACGGAGUGCACGCUCAAUAUUUUGUAAGUAUAAUAAAG